Molecule: messenger RNA, 483 nt
Organism: Vicia faba (fava bean)
Lineage: Eukaryota; Viridiplantae; Streptophyta; Magnoliopsida; Fabales; Fabaceae
Source: the annotation of a GenBank genome assembly
AUGAAAUUGGAAAGGGAUUUUAGGGAUUGCAAAAAGAAAGUCUCUUCUCCUCUUCUCCUCGGAACACAAUCGGUGCUGCCGGCCUUCUUCCGCUUCUUCCGACAACUCGGCGGCGCGGUCAUCAUCAUCUUUGCUGAUCUUCUUCUGCUCCUCCUAUUCCCUCGCUCUUCUUCUCUGAUGACUGUCCACCGUGAACCACCGCGUGUUUCCGUUCGACCUUCGGCCUCCUCUACUGGAAAACUCCGCUGGCUCUUCAAUGGCGUCGGUGUUCCAAGAAAACCAGAGGUUCAGGAGGUACAACAAGGCAGCGUAUUUGUGGUGGCACAGAACCAUGGACGUCCCGAUGGUAGUUUGGGGCAGCUCAAGCCUUGUUCCGAGAUUCUGAAGGAAGGCACAAUAAGAAUACCGCAAGUGUGCUCCAUGACGCACAUCAAUACCGUAUUCUUGAUGGAGAGUUCCUAUCAAUAUCAUCCCUCGACAUAA